CCAUUUAUUUAUUUGUUUGCUUACUUGUUUGGGAAUUUAUUAUAUAGUGUAUAUAUUAAUUUUUACUUUGGCAUUUUACUUUACUCUUGAUACCAACUAGCUAACUGUGGAAUAAACUGAAAACGCUUCGUGGUCGUUCAUGCAUCAAGUGCAGCUGCCGUGACAAAACGUGACUUGAAAUAAUUAUUCUGAUCGUGGUUUCCUUUUCCGGUUUUCUGGGAUUGGUUUAUUUCGACAAUUCUUAUCUUACCUAAUAGCAGUAACUAGUCAGAAGUCUUGCAUUACAACUCGUUCAAGCUGAAGACAUUGUGGCUCAAAAUGGAAAAUGAGAAGGUCUCAGAGAGCUCUCGAAAACAUACUACUGGCGAUAAUUUUACAGUGUUCGGGACUGUUUUGUUGGUGAUUGGUGUUGUGGCUGUGAUAGUCCUCGGUUUGACAGUUGCACGUUUCGCAGUGUACGACAUGGAACUGAAAACGUCCGGCUGUAGAGUCAUCUCCACUGAAGUAGCAAGCGACAGGAUGAAUUGUAGUUGCACUAACGACCGUCCCUCCUUCAUAUCGGCCAAGUCCACUUACCCUUGCCUUCAGAUAAAAGUUGCUUUGUACGUUAAUGGUGAAGAACACAUAGCCUACCUGUAUGAAAAUAGCAACAGGGAGAAAAAUAAGUGCAGCACUCAGCCGUGUGACUACGAAGACUUCUAUAACGACGGAAAUGUGACAGUCUUCUGGAUCAAUUAUGGUGGAGUUAACGACACGUAUACCUGCUAUUACAAUCCCAAAAACCUCAAGGAAGCUUUUACACAAAGACUAUUGAAGAGCGAUCGGAUGAAGCUGAUGCAUUCCUUUUUAUGGCCAGGGAUAGUUUUUGCCAUCGGCAUUGUCCUGCUGGGUAUAGGGUUUUGCCGGGAUAAAGGAUACUGCUAUUGCAGGAAGCGAAAUGAAUCCUCCAGUUCUGUUCCAUAUCAAGAUCUUUCGUCAAUAGCCUAAUUAGAAACAUUUCAUUACGAAUUGUUUGAAAGAUUAGUUAUCGUACUAACGUGUGGUCAAAAUAUAUUUUUGGGUUCUUGUAUUAACCACAUCUGAGAGUUUAUUGUCUGUCCUAGGAAGUACUCUGAUUAUGAAGCUGCAUCUUUUUGCCUUCUUUUAUUUAUAUAUUUAUAUACUUUUUUGCGUGCUGCCAUCGAUCUCUGAUAUGGCAUAGAUAUGGUAUAGAUAUGGCAUAGACUUUGACUAUGUCUAAUGCAGGUAUGCUCCGAGAAAUGAUCGACAACUCUGGUAAUUUAUCAAAUGACGCAGAAGUCGUAUAUUAAAAUUGAAAUUAAAAAAGAGGUUUUUGUCUA
Molecule: messenger RNA, 1340 nt
Organism: Stylophora pistillata
Lineage: Eukaryota; Metazoa; Cnidaria; Anthozoa; Scleractinia; Pocilloporidae
Product: calcium-activated potassium channel subunit beta-4
Biological process (GO): potassium ion transport; detection of calcium ion
Cellular component (GO): voltage-gated potassium channel complex; membrane
Molecular function (GO): calcium-activated potassium channel activity; potassium channel regulator activity
Source: RefSeq, a predicted model, not a curated record